UUUGGAGGAGAGUUUUUUUCUCUUGCAUCAACAAAAGAUCUUAAAGAUAAAGACACAAUUAAGGUUGUCCAUAUUGUUGAUAUCUCCCCAAUCCAAUUUGUUGUAACUGACCUGGAUAGAUCCAACACAAGUGCAGCCAGCAGCUCAGACACAGGUGCAGCCAGCAGCUCCAAUCAGCCUGCCAGUACUGCUUCAUCUGAAUCCGGUGAUACAAUCAUCCUGUCAUCACCUGAGCAAGGAAAUCUGCGCUCAAAGUCUUGGCCCUCCGAAUUUCCAAUACCACGUUUCCGCAAUGACACAGAGCUUGUGCUAGCAGCUGGUAAUGAAGCUUUCAAUAAAGAUGGAUGUCCACUCAGCUCUACUGCCAUCGUAGCAGACAUCUUUGAGAGAUUAGCUGAAAGCAUCUUUGAGUAUGUUGCAUAUCCUACAAGCGCACAAUGUGCUGAUAUAGCAGAAGCACUGAUUCGAAAACAUCCUUGCCUGAAAGAACCAGGGUCCUACAAUGGAUGUUACGGAUGGCAACAAAGACUGAAAUUUAAAAUGGGCAAUUACAGAUCGAAACUUAGGGGUCUUGGGUGCCCUGAGCUUGAUGUUAACUCCCUCCAAAAAAAGCGAGCCAAUGAGAAGACGCCUGCAAAGAAUGUGAAGAAAGCUCGGAAGGGUGAGGCAAACUACCUGCCACCUCAUCCACUAGGAGAAACCAAAGAAAGCCUUGAACAACAAAGACUGGAUCUUCUAAGUGAGGUAAAGAAGAGAAAUAAUUCCAACAUCAUCGGUGAGAAAAUGGAAAGGACCUUUUCCACUCGGAGACAAGAAGUUGUCACCCUGGCUCCACAUGUCAGUGACUUGAAGGAGCGAUGGCCUGCUCUAUUUCUUCCAGAGCAGAUCAAGGAAGAAUAUAAAAGAAUAACCACUGCCAAUCUGGAGUCAACUUUUAUGGCGAAUCUGGACCAUUGCAUACCAAGAUUGAUGCUGUUGGUGAUGUCAAGAGGAGGGGCUGCCAAAUUUAAGAUCCAGAAAAUCAUGGAACUUCUGAAGAUCAACACAGUUGAAAUUCGCAGAGAGGUUGCCAUUCGCUGCUUAGUGGUCUACCUUGGGGAAAAUGAGGACAAUCUUCUCGAAUAUGUGGAUUCUGAGAGCCAAACUGGAGAUCUUGAGGGUCGGGUGAUGAAGAUCCUAGUCACCAAAGGUGCUACAGCAUCUGAUCCAGCCAGCGCAACCAUCAUCAUAGAGGGCACAGAAGUCCUGCAGGGGUUGGAUGUGCCAAGGGCCUGUGCUUUGCUGAUGGGCCUCAUCUAUGCCCUCAAUCUGAGCUACCCGCGAGAGCUGAAGUACACUUGUGAGGUAUUUCAGAAGGUGUUCCUGAAAUUAGAUAGUCAAAAAUGCAGCCCAAAAGUCACAUCUCUAAAGCAAAAACUGCUAGGAAACCCUUUUGAACCUCCUAGCUGAAAAUCAAAAAUGGACACCUCUCAUUUGUGCUGUGAUGGACUUGCUGUUCGAGUUGUUUUUCCGAGAUUAUGCAAUGCAAUGUCAUUCAGCCUACAUCUGAGAUGGUUGCUGCUCAUGUUAUUCGGGUCUUUGAAGUUGAUUGUCGUUGAUUGUCUGGAGAGCUGGAAUAUUGGUGAGUGUAUUGUCCUUAGCUGACCCAGAAUGUUAACUGUUCUUGAUGGUGCCUUACUUGCCCUUAAUUUGGAUGGAUAAGUAUAAAGACAUAGUUCAUUAGUUUGCCAAAAUGUAGAAAUGUCCUUCUACCUCAGUAAGAGUCACAGUCGUUUGAAGUCACUGACUCAACUCGUUAAUGAUUAUUCUCUGAAUCUAGAGCUGUUUAACCUGUUUAAAUCCCAAACAAAUCUAAAAAUAUUUUCCCUAGCACAUAAACUGUAUGUACAGUAUUUUUUCCCUUUUAUGAUUAAGUUAAUGAAAAGUUUUAUCCUUGGUCAUUGGGAGUGGAGGGAAACAGCAUAGACCUAGUUUAAAUUAAAAUAUAAAAUGUAAAAUAAAUAAAUAAAUUGACAUGUGCAACAUAUAACACCUAGGCACACUACAGUACAUACACACAUACACAUACACACACUAACACUAAAUACACACAUAACAACACACUGUACA
Notolabrus celidotus (New Zealand spotty) is the source of this 2109-nucleotide messenger RNA. RefSeq lists its product as uncharacterized. The coding region runs from base 541 to 1449 and encodes 302 amino acids. The transcript is spliced from 4 exons. NCBI's taxonomy places the organism in Eukaryota, Metazoa, Chordata, Actinopteri, Labriformes, Labridae. The record is from RefSeq and is a predicted model, not a curated record.